Messenger RNA from Leptopilina heterotoma, 655 nucleotides. RefSeq names its product zinc finger protein 569-like. The annotation marks the transcript as partial. Gene Ontology annotation, molecular function: DNA-binding transcription factor activity, RNA polymerase II-specific; RNA polymerase II transcription regulatory region sequence-specific DNA binding. Gene Ontology annotation, biological process: regulation of transcription by RNA polymerase II. The record is from RefSeq and is a predicted model, not a curated record. NCBI's taxonomy places the organism in Eukaryota, Metazoa, Arthropoda, Insecta, Hymenoptera, Figitidae. Gene Ontology annotation, cellular component: nucleus. The transcript has a single exon.
UAUGUUACAGACGAAACGUGGAUUACAAUCGAAGAGGCGCUUUUGAAAGUGAAAAAUGUUGAACAACUACUACGAUCAGAAAAAGCUAGUGACAGUGUAGACAUCUUUUUGUGCCGCUAUUGUAGUCAGAAGUUUGGACAAAAAUUUAAGAGAACAGUUCAUGAAAAAACCUGCAGUCGUAAUGGAAGAAUCAAAAAGGACAUGUUACAGUCUCAAUUUUAUUGCGACCAAUGUGGCAGUCAAUUUAAACAGGAAAGAAGUUUAAAGAGACACAUGCUUCAUGAUUGUGGCAAAACGCACCAGUGCAAAAAGUGUGGCAAAAUUUUUGGAACACUACGUACCUUGAAUUUGCAUGUUCGGAAGUGUCGUACUGCAAAGGACAAGAAUGGUUGAUAAUGCCAAAUGUAAUUCAUAAAUGUAAAUUCUUAUUUCAAUGAAAAUUUGUUUUCUAUUUACCAAUUAUUUUUGUUUUUCAGUUAUCUAUUGUUUUACAGUUAUCAAUUGGUUUGGUUGUCAUUACCAAAAUUAUGAUUCGACAUUAAUUUGUAUCUUCAUUUUUGUGUGUUACAGAUGGCAGAACAUUGUUGCCACUGUGACAGCAUUACCAGCAAUUUUAAUAAAAAAAAUUUGAUACAAACAAAAAUUCCUGAUAGUU